AUGAGGCGGAAAAAGCCUAUACCGUUUACGCAAAAGUUCCCAAAUGCAGAUCCACUUGCACUAAGUUUGUUAGAGCGAAUGCUAGCUUUUGAGCCAAAAGACAGGCCAAGUGCUGAAGAGGCUCUUGCUGAUCCUUAUUUCAAGAAUAUAGCAAAUGUGGAUAGAGAGCCUUCUGCACAGGCUGUCACAAAGCUUGAAUUUGAAUUCGAGAGGCGGAGAGUUACAAAGGAAGACAUAAGGGAGCUCAUAUAUAGGGAAAUUCUUGAGUAUCAUCCAAAGAUGCUAAGGGAGUUUCUUGAGGGAACUGAGUCAAGUGGUUUCAUGUACCCAAGUGCAGUAGAUCAUUUUAAAAAGCAGUUUGCAUACCUUGAAGAACAUUAUGCCAAGGGAUCUACAGGAACUCCACCUGAGAGGCAACAUAAUUCAUUGCCACGGCCAUCUGUUGCCUAUUCAGACAACCGAUCACAAACCACAGCUAACAUCACCGAGGAUCUUUCCAAGUGUAUAAUCAGAGAAAAUACACAGAAGACACAUCAAUAUUCUGCUUCUAUUGCAAGUAAAUUUCCACCCCAUGUUCCUCACGGUGAUGUUGCAAGGCCUGGUAAAGCGGUUGGUUCGGUGAUGCAGUACAACCCCUAUCCAGCAUCUGCUGCCGAGCAAUAUGAGCAACGAAGAAUUGCUAGGCACCCAGCAGUUGCCCCAAACAAUAUCCCUUCUGGAAGCUCAUACCCGAGAAGUCAGACCUGCAAGAGUGAGACAGGUGAUGCUGAAAGGAUGGAUGUGAACCAAUCUGGGCAGCCAAAGCCAUAUGCAGCGAACAAAUUACCAGCUACCGUUGAUGGUCGUGGUGGCCACUGGUGCAUUCAAGCCAUUAGGCUAGCAUUUGAGGAAACUCCAGCAUGGAGGUGUGGUGCUGUUAGUCAAGGAGAAAGUAAGCAGCCUGAGCUAUAUUGGUUGAGGGUGGCAUUGGGGCAAAUCUGCACAGGCAAUCUGAAAGAUGUCCCAUUCAUUGUCUUGACUCUUGAAGAAAUACUUGGCCCUCUGAUCACAGUGGUGUUACAGUAUUAG
Messenger RNA from Miscanthus lutarioriparius, 1068 nucleotides. NCBI's taxonomy places the organism in Eukaryota, Viridiplantae, Streptophyta, Magnoliopsida, Poales, Poaceae. The record is from the annotation of a GenBank genome assembly.